Molecule: messenger RNA, 1611 nt
Organism: Trametes versicolor FP-101664 SS1
Lineage: Eukaryota; Fungi; Basidiomycota; Agaricomycetes; Polyporales; Polyporaceae
Exons: 4
Coding region: 1-1611 (536 amino acids)
Biological process (GO): telomerase catalytic core complex assembly
Molecular function (GO): telomerase RNA binding
Source: RefSeq, a predicted model, not a curated record
AUGUUCGCCUUCGUCCCUCGCAAAGUUGCCCAGAAAUCAAAACCUCAUCAUACAGCAACAGGAAAUGCAGUCGCUCCGGCUGCGACUCACCCAGAAGUCCGAGCUGGGCCUUCGAAGGCAACACCCAUCCAAAACUCCGCAAGCACCACGAAGGGCAAACAAAAACACUCGGAACCAGCUAUACCCGACGAAGACCUCAUUGCACUCCUCUCGCUCUCACUUUCCGACCACUCUCUCUGGGCGAAUGUCGAACUCCGCAGAGCGCUCGCCACCGCGGACGAAGGCUGGCUCCCCCUCAGCGCGCUCCUCCGCAACUCCGCGUACUUCUCCCAUCUGAGCUCGCGGCCCCCAGAAUCUGCGUACGUCAAAGCAAUUCGCACCCACGCCGCCGACAUCUUUGAGGUGCGCAUGCGCGUCACCGCGCCGUCGCGGACAGACUGGCAGGGCACGGACGCGUCCACAUCGAGCGACCCAGGCGGGUACGAGGUGCGGAGGAGGGACUGGCGCGAUGCGCUGCUGAGCGCGCGCAACACCACCCGGCAAGAGUGGGAGAAGAGCACGGUGUACAUGGAAUGCCUUCCCCUCGCGCACCGCAGCGUGCCCAAGAUCUACGCCUUCAUCUCCGCUCUCCUCGGCCUGCCUAGCUCCGGACAAGUGCUUUCCACAGGCGUCCAAAGUAUCACCCUCCCCGUGCACCACCUCGACCGCCCCGGGGACGUCCCGAAACCCAAGGGCUUCGCGCUCGUCACAUUCGCGAGCGAAGACGACGCAUCACGCCUCGUCGCGGACUGGCCAUGGCGGCCCCGGCGCAAUGACAUCCCGCCAUGCGAAGACGAGAACGAGGAGACGGGCGCCCCCGCACGCGAGGCGGUCAAAUUCGGGUUUCGCGCACUUCCGAAGGCGCGCUGGGACGCGCUCAAGGAGGAGUACCUCGCGCACCGCCAGCGGCUCCUCGACCAAAUCGCCCAGUCAGAGCCCGAACCAGAGGCUGGGCCUGCGGACCCCAGCUACGACGCAGACGGCUACCGCGACCGCGACCAGGGCUGGGGCAACGGGGAGCCCCCUACGCACGCGCCCCCAGCGCCUGCGCCCGCGCACGAGCAUGCGGACCCAGAUGCGCCGUUCCCGCCUGGGUGCCUGGUGUACGUGCGGGGCGUGCACCCGGAGACGAACCGGACGACGCUCAAGGCACUCUUCGCCGCGCGCGGCUUUGGGCCGGACGCGCUCGACUACGUCGACUACAGCAAGGGCAUGGGCACGUGCCACCUGCGCUUGUCUGCGCCUCACCACGCACAGGCGCUCGUGACCGCGUUCCAUACCCUUCCUCUCGUGCAGCGCCAGGGCCUCGACAGCACUGGGACAGAGGGAGAUGCUGAAGGCGGGGAAAUCAAGCCGAUCUCGAUGGAGGUCGUCGAGGGCGCGCGAGAAGAACUGUACUGGAGUAAAGUGCCAGAAAAGAUACGACGUGAGGCCGUGCGGAGGGCCAUCGCGCAGGCAUCGUCUGCGGGAGGGAAGGGCGGCGAUGCUAAGGAGCAUGUAGACGCGGUACAGGAAGAGGACACGGGAGAGCAGGAAGGCAAGCGUAAGAGGAAGCGUCGCAGGAAGGCGUGA